AUGCAGUGGGCUACUCUUGCUGCCGCCGCGACGGCACUCCUCGUCGAGCAGGCUGCUGCUCAAGGCAACAUGCUUCGGUUCGCAUGCUCACAGUUGGUCGUUGAGCGGACAGAUCCCCUCGUCAACCCUGGCAUGAAGUACACUCCCCAUCUUCACCAGAUUGUCGGCGGUGACGCUUUCAACGUCACCAUGGACCCGUCCCAGGAUAUCGCUCAGCUCUCCAAGUGCACAUCCUGCAGCUUCGUUCAGGACAAGUCCAACUACUGGACCGCCGUCAUGUUCUUCAAGCACAAGAACGGCAGCUACAUCCGCGUGCCACAGGUCGGAAACGGUGGACCUCAGGGCAAACUCAUCAACGAUGGCGGUCUUGAUAUCUACUAUAUCCCCAGCGGCAAAGUGACGGCCUUCAAGAAGGGAUUCCGUAUGCUUGCAGGUAACGCCGGUAACACCGAUCCCAGCAAGGUCGUCAAGUCUCGCAUCUGCCAUCGCUGCUGGACCAGCAGCAACGAGGACAAGUUCGUCGGUGGCGCUCCUUGCGACAACUCCGACACCGUCGACAUCCCUGCGGACCCCAAGUGCAAGAUGAUCCGCCAGACCAUCAUUUUCCCUACCUGCUGGGACGGCAAGAACCUCGAUUCUCCCGACCACCAGUCCCACAUGGCCUACGGCCAAGGCAGCGGUGCCAACGGUGGCGGCUCCUGCCCUUCGACUCACCCCGUCAAGGUCCCGCAAAUUAUGUACGAGCUUAUGUGGAACGUGACAAACUUCGCGGAUAAGAACAUGUGGCCCACUGACGGCUCCAAGCCUUUCGUCUACAGCAUGAACAUUGGUGGAUCUGCCGCCCACGGUGACUACGUUUUCGGCUGGGAGGGCGACUCGCUCCAGAAGGCCAUGGACAACGGCUGCAACCUCAACAAUGCUUGCCCCAAGGCCGGCCUCACGACCCAGCAGCCCGCUCAGUACAAUGCCUGCAAGAAGAAGCAGCAAGCCGUCGAGGAUGUCGAUGGAUGGCUCAAGGAGAUGCCCCUCGGCUCCAAGGCCAUCAAGGCAUAG
Messenger RNA from Westerdykella ornata, 1053 nucleotides. RefSeq lists its product as uncharacterized. The coding region runs from base 1 to 1053 and encodes 350 amino acids. The transcript has 5 exons. Lineage: Eukaryota; Fungi; Ascomycota; Dothideomycetes; Pleosporales; Sporormiaceae. The record is from RefSeq and is a predicted model, not a curated record.